Messenger RNA from Rodentolepis nana, 291 nucleotides. The record is from the annotation of a GenBank genome assembly. Lineage: Eukaryota; Metazoa; Platyhelminthes; Cestoda; Cyclophyllidea; Hymenolepididae.
AUGUUUGUCCAACCAAUAAUGCGGUAUUUCCGCGAGCCACUCAUUACGGCCAUUGAGGUAAUUCUCAAACCACUCGAGAAGACGCACAACCAGAAAUUACGACUUAUUACUGGAGGGGCAAAAUCAGCAUACAUUGAUGCAAUGCACCUGGUGACUGGAAACACCACAAUGUGUUCCUUUAUCAAAGAAAAGGCCAUGGACUUCUAUGAGAAGCUGCUGCGCAUUCCCAGAGACACAUUCUUCAGCACCUACGAAAAUAGACAAAGACACCUAAAACUCAAUCCGACCUAA